Messenger RNA from Solanum stenotomum, 1078 nucleotides. RefSeq names its product putative germin-like protein 2-1. Gene Ontology annotation, cellular component: cell wall. NCBI's taxonomy places the organism in Eukaryota, Viridiplantae, Streptophyta, Magnoliopsida, Solanales, Solanaceae. Gene Ontology annotation, molecular function: protein binding; manganese ion binding. The record is from RefSeq and is a predicted model, not a curated record. The coding region runs from base 1 to 951 and encodes 316 amino acids. The transcript is spliced from 2 exons.
AUGGGGUGUUUGCCAGAAGAAUUGAUCGAAGCAAUUCUUGUAAGGGUUCCAGUUAAAUACCUCUUACAGUUCAAAUAUGUUUCCAAAAAUUGGUUUAAUUUGAUUUCCAGUCCUGAAUUUGUGAAAAUUCAUCGUAAUUUUUCUGCUAAUGAUUACAACCGCCAUAUAUCUCUGUUACAAUUUCGGGAAGAUAUUAUAUAUUGUUCUGUUAGCUCUUUAUUUCAUAACUCUGUUAAUGAGGCACUUGAUUUGGAUUGUCCCAUGAAAAAUCCACCUCAACGUGUAUAUAUUUCUGGUUCUGUUAAUGGGUUGGUUUGUCUUGCCGAUGGGUUUAGUGGGUUAGUGCUAUGGAAUCCAUCAAUUAGAAAGUUCAAGAAAGUGUUCGGCUUUGUGCCUACACAGAUGCUAUGCAAAGAUCCAAAGAUUGUCACUGCUGAUGACUUCUUCAAAUCAGGCUUAAACGUAGCUGGAAAUACUUCAAAUAAUGUUGGAUCUGCAGUAACUAUUGUGAACGUUAACAACUUACCAGGGCUCAACACUCUAGGCAUUUCAUUAGCUCGUAUUGACUAUGCACCAUACAGUCUCAACCCACCACAUACACACCCUAGAGGAACCGAGGUUCUUACGGUCCUUGAGGGCACACUCUAUGUUGGUUUUGUCCUUUCAAACCCGGGUCCAAACAUGAAGAACAAGCUCUUUACCAAGAUUCUACAUCCUGGAGAUGUGUUUGUUUUCCCAAUAGGUCUCAUUCAUUUUCAAUUUAACGUGGGAAAAACUAAGGCUGUUGCAUUUGCUGGAUUCAAUAGUCAAAAUCAAGGAGUCAUCACCAUUGCAAAUGCAGUAUUUGGCUCAGACCCACCAAUCAAUGACGAUAUCCUCGCUAAAGCAUUCCAAGUUGAUAAGAAAGUUGUGGAUUAUCUCCAAUCACAAUUCUGGUGGGAUAACAACUAAAUUAGUAUAAGCCAAACUAUGGUGCUAUAAUUAUUAAUUUGUGUGGUUUUUAUUUGUAAUCGUUAGUAAACUUCAAGAUUAUACAGUCAUGUUGACUGAUUUUACUUGAUCUGUAUUAGAUGUACUA